Molecule: messenger RNA, 4151 nt
Organism: Prorocentrum cordatum
Lineage: Eukaryota; Dinophyceae; Prorocentrales; Prorocentraceae
Source: the annotation of a GenBank genome assembly
UUAUCACCUCUCCCUCCUCCUCCUUCUCCUCUUUCUCCUCCUCCUCCUCCCCUCCUCCUCCCCCUUUUUUUUUGACAACCCAACGUCGAGGCCAGUUCACCGCGUCUGGAAGGGCAGCAGUACAGGUGUGGAGGACACUGAGAAAACAUGAAGGGAGAAGAGAUCGAAAGCCAGUGGGACCAUUAAAUACGCAAGAGAAGUGGAGACAGUCGAGAGGGCCCAGGGCUGUCUAGCUGGCAGGAGCUGAUUCCAGCAAAGAUGGUUGAGGGACGAGGUGAAAGUGGACGGCCGAGCCAUCCGCAAUCCAAGCUGUGAUUUCUCGCACCACCGCGCUUCCAUCCACCCGAUGAACGGCCCACUUGUCCAUCCACCCCCUGGAUGGCCCAGUUCGCCCCCUCCAAAUCUCGGCCCUUUCGUGGCCCUUCUGAAAGACCAAUGUGAAGUGUUAGGCCCUCCUCAACCGGCUGACAGCGUGAGCGUCGUCGACGCAAAGGGGAUCUACGACGCUUUAUCCAAGCCGACCUCCGGAGCCAAGUCGGACCGCCGAGCUGCGAUGACUUAGCGGUAAUACGAGGUACCAUGGAUCGGAUCGGAUCGUCAAUACGAUGGAUGCCUCACCCGCUCCUUCCGGUCGACUGUCCCACCAAGGCAGAUAUGGCUAAGUGUGACGCUGCUCAGCUCCAUCUGUUGAAAUCAGGGCUCCUUCGGGUCACCGCCGAGGAGCAGUCCUUGCAGAAACGCAAGGAGGACCCCGGGGCCAAGAACCGCUCCAGGGCUGCGUCGAGAAGGCAGCUGGACUAGAAUCGUCGGCUCCCUCUCUCUCCGUCCUCUGCCCCCUUUUCUGACCCAGCCCGAGCCUGUGUCACGUACUGUGCUUUUGAGUGGCGCUUCUCAUAUUUGCUCUCAGUGCCGGUGAAUGCUCCUCGUGAAAACACCCUUGGCCAGAGCCUCUUUACGGGUGUUGCAGAACAGCAAGACAAUACCAUUCUGCCCCGCUGCGUUUUAGAGAGCAGUCAAGAAGACGCCCUCCACGUUUUGUCUGCCUCGGUCAGAGUUCCUCCCGAGCAGGCCGAUGGUUGCGGAGGAUGAAGGCCCUAUCCCGUUUCAAGUUCACUAUUUUCUGGGGGACUGUGGGAAUGAGCGCCUCUAGCUCAUUGAUCGGGUGAGCAGAGUAGCUCUCACCCUUUCCCCUGGACUUGAACCGUAUGAUCGGGAACUGGGCCCCCUCCGUAACGAUUUUGGCUCAAGGCCAUACUUCUUCUUUUCACUUGUUGUUAAUCCUCCGUCACUCACUACCCAUUCCAUUCCAAGGCCCAUUCCUUCCUUCCUCUGACUACUACGAGUGCAAGAGUGCUUGUGCAGCGCGAUCGGAGAUCGCACUGGGACUGAGACCGUGCUGACGGAGAAAAGGGGACACCUUGUCAUCUGGAGAUAACGUCGGUGGGGAGACACCUCCCCCUGCUUCCCCUCCCUGGUCAUGUACUGGCGGCCGGACGUGCUGGUCCUGGACGACCCCUCCGAGGGCCUGAGCCCCGCGGCCCGCGAACGGCUGGCACAGCUCCUGAUGCCCGGGGCGCCCCACUCCGCGUGGUGUGCCAUGAUUGUCGCCUCGAGAGACCGCGACCUAAUGGACCGCGUCUGCAACGUUGUGAUCGACGCGACGGAUGGGAACUACACCAAGGGCUACCUCAGCCAGGGUGACUUCCUGCGCUUCCACAGCUUCACCCUGUGGCAGCCGGGCGGCUCUGGCCUGCGCGCGACCCAGGCCGCGUGCGCAUUCGGGUCGCUGGCUGCCCAGGCAGUGCUCCCCACCUGGGCCGCGGCUUCUGGGGAGCAAGCACAAACAAUCGCGUGCACCUGCCUCAGGAGCGCACGUGCUUUUGUCUUGUUCUGCUCCCCGCCCUCGCCCCUUCGGGUGCUGGACGCUGGCACCGGCACCGGCCUGCUGAGCCUGGUGCUGGCGCAGCAGUGGGACCGCGCUGGCCGCGACCCGUCGGCGUUCCAGGCCUGGGGCGUCGACGUCGACGAGCCUGCCGCGACCGUGGCCGCGGCCAACUUCGCGGCCUCCCCGUGGGCGGAGUCGCUGCGCGCGGUGCAUGCAAGCUUCGGCGAGUGGGUGCAGAAUGCGUGCGCAGGAGGCGGCCCCCUUCCCGACAUCUGCAUAUGCAACCCGCCGUACGGGAACGUUGUGCUCAACGAGAAGCCCGGCUGCAGCGCAGAGGAGGUCCUGUCCCGGCGCCGCGCCCUGGAGCGCAGCUUCAUGCCCCUCGACGAGGUGUGCCAGUCCGCGCUGCGGAUGGGCUGCCGCGAGCUGUGGGUGUUGUGGGGCAACGCGGAGGACGCCGAGGUGCGGGGCGCCGCCGCCAGGUCGGGCUGGGUGCCGGCUUUGCUGGUCCGCUUCCAGCGCAGCCCGCGGAGGCCGAAGCCCCUUCGCGAGCGCCUGGCGGCUUGUGCGCCCGGGCGGCGAUUCCGGCGCGCGGCGGCGGCCGGGCGUGGCAGCGGCCGAGGCCGGUCGAGCAGCCCCCUCCCAGCGCAGGUUGGCGUUUUCCCCGAGGCUGUGGAGGAGCGCACGAUGCUCUGGUACGACGAGGGGGGCGCACCCUCGCAGGAGUGGCGCAGCGUCGUGGAGUCUCUCUACUACUGGCGUAUGGAGAACUACCGAGGGGAAGUCAGUGUUGAGCUGUCCUCCGAUGGACAUGCGGUCACCGCAAACACGGUCGAGGGUACACUUGGUUGCGCCAUGCGUUUCAUUGGUACGGUGGGGCCUUUUUCUGUCUCCAAGAUCGGUAGACGCCCUGGCAGCAGAGAUCAUUGGGCCAAGGUGUUCGAUGCGCGCCCGGCGGACUCCGCACUCCGAGAGACGGGCUUGCUCAGGUUGGCGAAUAUGUUCGAUAUCGACCUGGAGAUGCAGAAGCCCGCGGUCGAGCAUGACGGCGGUUUCGCCGUCAUGCUCGAUUUCAAAAUGGCCUGCACCAGUCCGGACACCCCGCCACCCGAAUGGAGCCGGCCCAAGCAGACCGCGGCCUCGAAGUUGCCCCCAGGUCCGCGAUGGUGGGCCACGGUCGAAGCCCAGCGGGCCAUGCCGCAUCUCGGCUUCCAGGGUCGCACCUCGAAGCCUCAUCGCUCGCAGCCGACCGCAGGGUUGGAGAACAGGACGCGGCGCGAGUCUUCCUGCUGUGGCGCCUGCUUUGCAGUGGUCCUGCUCAUUUGCAACAAGGGCGCCUGCGGGCACUCCGCGGAGUGGUUCGGAACGCAGGCGCUGCGGGCCCUGGAUCAUGCGGGCUUCAGGCGCACGGCGGCUCGGGACACCGCGCCGCAGACGGAGCAACCCAGGUGCGCGCUCGACGGCGCGGACGGCAUCGCGCGCCGCCUGCAGGAUUGGCUUGACCACUGUCAGGCCGACCGGGGCGAGCUCCCGAGCCAGCAUGAAGGCGGCAUGAGCAACUUCACCGAGCCCGAGGCCGCCGCCGAGGACGCGCGGUCGCUGGAAGGUCGGGGUCCGCAUGCCCCGCGCGUGGCCACCGACUUGCCUUCUGGCGAGCGGUGCCAGGUGCCAGCACAGCUAGAGGUGCUGGAGGCCGAGCUGCGCGCUUGCUGCAGGGAUACGUCGUACGAGUCGCCGAUGAAGCUCGAGGCGAUCCCGGCGGACCACUUGUCGCUCUGGUCGGAGGCCAUCGGGCCCGCCAGCCGCACCGCGGAGGAGGCCGUGGACGCGGCCGCCGCCCUCGGCCUGAAGCUGCCAGACCCGAACCCGUUCAUCGCGGAAGACCUGUCCGUGAAGCCGUUGCCGGAAGGAGGGGUGCCCAAGAAGCCGGUGCUGCUCCCGACCGACGGCCUGGCGCCCGUGGCCCGUAUCUACCACAGGCAGGACGAUGUCUUCCGCCAGCCCAAGGCGAGCAUCUCAUUCGUGAUCUACACGCCGUUCCCAAUGAGCGAGGGGAUCGGGAUGCAGGAGCUCCUUGCACAACUGCCUCUGCGCCGAGCUUUGGUGCAAGAUCGUUGCCGAGGCGUUGAUGGAGUACGCUUACGACGCGUACGUUGCGGGCGUCAGCUACUCCCUGUCCUCUGGCGCCGGAUCCAUCACGCUGACUUUGGGUGGCUUCAACGAUAAGCUAUCGGUGCUGUUGGGCGCCGUGACCGCGAAGAUGAGG